AUGCUCCAUCUGGAGACGAUCGACGAGGCGGUUGCGGCCGAGCAGCUGGCUAAGGAGAUGCAGUAUGUUGACGAGAGCAAGGCGCGUGAGAUCGAGCAGGAACUCGCGCAGAGCAAGCAGCAAGGGUACCAGCCCGUCACGGACGAGGAGUGGAAGGCACAUCACAGCUUGAACCUCAAGUUCGACUUGUAUGUUAUCCCCUUCUGCACCCUCAUCUACCUCUUCUGCGGUCUGGAUCGUGCCAACAUCGGGAAUGCCGCUACCGAUAACUUUACCCAGGACUUGGGUAUGCCUGCGACAGCCAUCAACACAGCUACAUCGUGGUUCAUCAUUACUUACGUACCUUUCAUGCCGAUUACCACGUACUUCGGCCGUCGUGUCGGCCAGCCCCUCUUCCUCGGCGUCGCUGGCUUCUGCUGGGGCAUCCUCACCCUCUCCCAAGCCUUCAUCAAGACAGAGGCGCAACUGAUCGCAAUCCGCCUGCUCGUCGGUUUCUUCGAGUCCGGCUUCUUCUCCACCGCCGCGGCGUACAUCUCCAUCUUCUAUCCCCGCUUCAACCUCGCAUUCCGCAUCUCGAUGUUCUUCUUCGCGUAUGCGAUUUCGGGUGGGUUCGGCGGCCUCAUCGCCUAUGGCGCAUUCAACAUCAGCGGCUCGCUCUAUGGCUGGCAGUACCUCUUCCUCAUCGAGGGCAGCCUUACCAUCCUCCUCGCACUGAUCACGCCCUUCUGGCUCCCCACCAGCCCCGGCACCGCCUGGUUCCUCACUCCAGCAGAGAGGCACUACGCUGAGAAGCGCAUGGUCAUGGACUCGUCUGAGAACUUGGCGGACGCGCACAGGAUCUCCAAGCGUGAUAUCUUGGAGACAUUGAAGGACUGGAAGCUGUGGAUGAUGCUUCCUUGCGCCAUGAUCACGACCAUGGGUCCGACUGGGUUCACCACGUUCUUGCCCCUCGUCGUCAAGGGAUUGGGGUAUUCCGGUGCUAUGGCGAACCUCAUGAGCGUACCCCCUUACAUCGCUGGUGCAUGCCUGGUGCUCCUGUUUUGCUGGUCCUCAGAUCGGCAUCACGAACGUUGCAUCCACAUCGUCAUUGGUCUGACUAUCGUCAUCAUUGGCCUCGCCCUCACCGUGGCACUUCCCGAGGAACAAGUGCAUGCUCGGUACGGUGCGCUCAUUGUGCUCCUAGCAGGGACGUUCAUUGCCACACCGCUGAACGCUUCUUGGCUGGCUGGCAAUACUCCGGAUCCCGGCAAGCGGGCGCUCGUACUCGCUUUCAACGGCUGGGGCAACAUCGCACAAGUGUUCAGCAGCGAGCUCUUCCAGUCGAAGUAUGGCCCGUCCUAUUCCUUUUCCAUGAAGGUCCUUCUCGGCCUGAUGAUACUCGCGUUCUUCGGGUAUUCGUUUGUGGCCAUCACGCUACGACUUGUCAAUCGCCACAGGGCGAAGAAAGUUGCACAGAUGACGCCACAGGAACUCGAGGAGGAGAAUUUGUCCGACACUCGGGUCGGCGACAAGAAACUCACGUUCGUUUACGGCACAUGA
Molecule: messenger RNA, 1539 nt
Organism: Dacryopinax primogenitus
Lineage: Eukaryota; Fungi; Basidiomycota; Dacrymycetes; Dacrymycetales; Dacrymycetaceae
Product: MFS general substrate transporter
Exons: 3
Coding region: 1-1539 (512 amino acids)
Biological process (GO): transmembrane transport
Cellular component (GO): membrane
Molecular function (GO): transmembrane transporter activity
Source: RefSeq, a predicted model, not a curated record